GCUGAUCUGACCUGGCAACAAAAUAACAUAGCUAGAGAAAUCAGCAGGGGAGGGGGCCGGAGAACAAAACAAUGACACUGCUCUGGAGGACUGAAACACAGGGACACUUUGAGAAUACUUUUAAAACGGAAUAGCGCGGAUUUCUCUCCCGGUUUAAAGCCAAACAGCCCGCUGAUACCCGAGCCUCUGGCAUCGACCGGGUUGUUUUUGUUGUUGUGUUGUUGCAGCUCUCUGGACACACUUGAGGCUAUCUGUUCGUGUGCACUGGCUUGCUGGCCCGCUAAUUACAGCUUUGUUUGUGUGCAAAAAGUUAAAACUAUCCAGUGCAACCAGCUGGUCCUUAGAUGAUUUAAUGACAGAUUGUAUCAGAGUUUUACUGCGGGUCCUUUUACCAGCUAGCCUGUUAGCCUCAACAUUUGCACAUUCAUCCUUCAGGGAGAGCUCAUUGUCUCGGUCGGUACUGUAUACCUGUAAAGCUACAUGCUAAUGUUGUACCUGUGGAGUUUUGUUGGUUAACCUUCCUUGUAACUUAUGCAGUGCUGCAGCUCAAUGCUAACUUUGGUUCAUGAGCUGUUAGUGGUAAAAACACCUCUUGUGUAACUCAAGGAGACAGCUGUCUGCUCUUCAUUGCCUCACUAUCUGUUGCACUAAACAACAUUGUUGAUUGCAUUGUAAGUGUUUGAAAUCCAUGCUUUUAUAAAUAGUGUUAUUUUUGAGAGAUAGUUGUUAGAGUCAGUGUAUCACCAGCCCUGUUACCAUGCAGCUGUUGUAAGUUCAUUUUGUUGUUGUUGUUGUUGUUGUUGUUGUUGUUGUUGUUGUUGUGUGUUGCACAAUUUUCAUUAACGCCUAUUGGAAAUAGCUGGUACUGUUUUAAAGCUGUUACAAUAAGCACUGCUCUGUUUUCAAGUUUACCGCGUAAGAAACGAUGAGUGGGCAUGGCUCGUCUUCAGAAAAGGGAGUUAAUACUAGCCUGAUAUGUCAAGAGAGUUAUGCCUGUGGUGGCUCGGAGGAGGCUGCAUUUGAGUGCGUUGAAUGCAAAAGCUUGCAGUGCGUUCGUUGUGAGCUCGAGCUCCACAGCCAGGAGCGUCUGAAGAACCAUGAGCGGGUUCAGAUAGGACCUGGGCAUGUCCCUUACUGUGACAACUGUAAAGGAGGUAAUGGAGACAAUGGCAAACGCCAUAGAUCUGUGGUCCGCUGCCAGAACUGCAAAGUUAACUUGUGCCAAGACUGCCAGAAACGCACCCACAGCGGAGGCAACAAGAAGAAACACCAGCUCAUAUCUUAUCCUCCACCACCCAAACCUGCUGAGGUCAACCCUGCCCCGAUCUCUGUACCGCCCGCUGUCCAAAUAACCGAUGAGACCAAAUCUCUGAGGGCAAAACUUCUGGAGAAGAUUUUCAGUUUUCUCUUGGUUGAUGAGAAUGAAGAAAUGCAGAUAAAAGAUGAAUCUUCAUUUGUAAAGAGCCUCAGCUGUAACCCUGACCAGCUGCUGAAGGUGGUGUCCAUCUUUGGCAACACAGGAGAGGGCAAAUCUCACACCCUGAACCACGCAUUCUUCAUGGGCAGAGAGGUGUUCAAAACUUCUCCCACACAAGAGUCCUGUACGGUGGGUGUAUGGGCCGCGUUUGACCCCUUCCGUAAAGUAGUAGUAAUUGACACAGAGGGGCUGCUUGGGAACAGCUCCAAACAGGGCCAGAGAACCCGUCUCUUGCUCAAGGUGCUCGCUAUCUCCGACCUCAUCAUCUAUCGCACCCACACUGACCGACUCCACGAUGACCUCUUCAAGUUCCUCGGGGAUGCCUCGGAUGCUUACUUGAAGCAUUUCACAAAGGAACUGAAAGCCACAACAGCCCGCUGUGGCCUGGAUGUCCCUCUGUCCACCUUGGGCCCUGCGGUGGUCAUCUUCCAUGAAACAGUCCACACUAAGCUGCUUGGUUCAGAUAAGUCAUCUGAGUCAGUAGACCGGCUGUUGACGGAGCGCUUCAAGAAGCUCUCCCGUUUCCCAGAGGCCUUCAGCUCUGUACAGUACUGGGGCACGCAGACUCUCAACCCGCCGACUGACUUCCGUGGCCUGCAGAAUAAACUGGAGCAGCUCCUGGAUAACAACGCCACCCGUUCCCCACGCACCCCUGUGGUCAUCUUCAAAGCCCUGCAGGCAUUGAGUGAGCGCUUUAAUGGAGAAAUUACAGGUGAACUUGUAGCACAUAGCUGCUUCUUUCCUGAUGAGUACUUCACCUGCUCCAGCAUGUGCCUCAGCUGUCGAUCUGGCUGCAAGAACAGCAUGAACCACUUAGAGGAAGGAGUGUGCCACGAGGCAAAGCAUCGUUGUCGUUAUUCUAUUCAGUAUGAUAAUCGCAUUUACACCUGCAAGGCUUGCUAUGAAGGGGGGAAGGAAGUGAUAGUUGUCCCUAAGACCUCAGCUUCCUCAGACUCUCCAUGGAUGGGCCUCGCCAAAUACGCCUGGUCUGGGUACGUCAUUGAAUGCCCCAACUGUGGAGUAAUCUAUCGGAGCCGUCAAUACUGGUAUGGGAACCAGGACCCUGUGGAUACAGUGGUCCGCACAGAGAUCCAGCAUGUAUGGCCAGGGUCGGAUGGCUUUUUAAAGGACAAUAGCAAUGCAGCGCAGCGUCUUCUGGAUGGAGUCAAUCUAGUGGCCCAGUCUGUGUCAGAGCUCAGUGUCAAGCCUGCCAAGGCUGUCACCUCUUGGCUGACAGAUCAAAUCGCCCCAUCCUACUGGAAACCCAACUCCCUCAUCUUGGUGUGCCAUAAGUGUCAAACAGUCUUCCAGGACAACGACACCAAGCAUCACUGCCGUGCCUGUGGAGAGGGCUUCUGCGACGGCUGCUCUGCCAAAGCUGCACCCGUCCCUGAGAGAGGCUGGGGUCUUGCCCCUGUCCGAGUCUGUGACGUCUGCUAUGAACAGAGAGCUUCAUACGCAGAGCUGCUUGAGGCAGAGCUCGAGGAGGAAGAAGGUGGAACCCUGGCCAGGAAGGUUGGGGAAGCAGUCACCAACACUUUUGGGGUUGUGGUCACUGCUAUUGACAUCCCACUUGGCCUAGUGAAAGAUGCCGCUCGUCCUGCCUACUGGGUGCCUGACCAGGACAUCCUGUCCUGCCACAACUGCCAGCGCGAGUUCAUUGCCAAGCUGUCCAAGCACCACUGCCGUGCCUGUGGCCAAGGAGUGUGUGACGACUGCUCCGCGGAGCGUCGGUCGGUUCCGUCGCGGGGCUGGGACCACCCUGUGCGCGUUUGCACCAGCUGCAACCAGAAAACUGGAGAACUUUAACAGGGAAGGCCUUCCUUCCUCAGAGCACUGGAGAGAACCACUCACUCACUCAGCUCGCAGUCUGUCACUGCUUUACCUCCGUUAAUCUAAUGGUUCUGUCUUGUUUCUGUGGAAAGGAAGUAUUUAGGCAUACAUAUAGGACGUUUAGCAGAGUUCCUGUGGCCUUUGUAGAACAGCCGGAACACGUGAGUUACUUGACUGAGUGUGAAAUGUACAUGUCCACUCUGAUUAUUCAGAGUGAAUAUUUUGAUUCUCAUUGACACAAGUCCCUAAUUUUACGUUAAAUAAGGCUGUUGAGCUAUUUUUCUACUAUCAGAAAAUAUAUAAAAAAAUGUAUCAUUUAAAGAGUAUUAGUUAGUUGAGAACCCUCUGGGGUUGGUGUUAUUCGUUUCUUAUUAUUGAGCAUUGUUCUUUGAUGUCGCACGUGUAAUGGCAAGAGUUAUUUUAUAUCCAUGCAGGUAUAACUGCAGGUCCCAUUGCAUGCUGCAUUGCAACAUUUUAGUUUUUGCACUAAGCCUUUUUCAGCUGUUAUAGGCUGUUGCUUACCAUGGCCAAAAUCCAGAUAUCCAGAUGAUCAACUAGUCUGUCCCAAACUGAGCUGAAAUCUACCACAGUAGGUCUAGAUUGUGGAUAUCUGAUGUGCCAAAUAUCAUUCAGGUCACUGUGUCUGCGCUGGUAUAAUGUUUAGUUUUUAUCAUGUUGUUGGUUGUAUGAAAACAUAGAACUAUGUGGGACAUUUGAAACGUUAAAAAUUAUUUAUGUAUUAAAGAUAAAAAGAAAACAUAUUAACACUCUGGCAUGCAUGACAGUCUGAGAGAUCCAUGGCCUUUUACUUGUUCAGAGGAUGGUCUCUGAAUAAACCUCACAAUCUCUUUUACCAAGUGGCAAUUCAGUGUAUCCAUGUUAUAAAAAUGUAUGUAUUUCAUGUUCAAAUUGGUUUUCUUGACACCUCGAUUUUAAUUGUUUUUUAAAUAUUUACAGUUGUUUGUUUGUAUGGACAUUGUUUUGCAGAACUAAAGAAUAUUCAAAAUUGUCUACAAACCAGCAUUACAUGUUACACUCACGCCAAGGACAACACAUUUUAGUUUUAGCUCUUCACAGCUUGUUUUUCCGUUAUUAUAGCUCCGUUAUUGAUGAUGUAUAUUUUCCUUUUCUGGUUUUUGUUUGACAUUAAUUACUGUAUGGAUAUUUAUAGACUUUGUAGCGACUGUAUACAAACCACUCUUUCCCCCCUUUUUGUCAUUUGUCUUUAAGCAUUACACAGAAAAAUUGAUGCUUAGUUGUGGCAAUGAUAAGAAACGGAACCAUAUUUAGUGACUGAAAGCUUUAUAUGUGGAUAUAAUUCAAAGCACAAGGUGAUGCCUUUAACACAUAUGCUUGUAUUUGGUGUUAAAAAUUUGAAAAAAAAAGGGUCGAUUGUAAGCUUUGUAGAUAAAGUGAAUUCUCCCUUUGCUCCUAGCUUUGAACUCUUUGGGUCUGAUGAAAAAAUGUUUUGUCUGCCUUGUCUAAAAGUAGAUUUAUUUGUCUGAAUGUUGCAUCACACACACACACACACACACACACACCCUCCUUGGAGUUGCUAAUGUUGCACAGUAAAGAAUAGGAAAUACAUAAUUUCACAUUACUUGUGCUGGAGUUCAUUCCCGUGCAAAAUGUUAUCUUGCGAUGACCAGUUUUUUUUCUUGAUUAGGUUGGAUGCUAUCAUCGACACUCACCUACAGACUACAAAUCAAGCAGGAAUGAUUGAUACAAUUUAUGAAAUGUUGUGUGGAUACUAAACUGAUGGAAGAUUUGCAUAAGAUUAAAGUUGUAUUGGCUCCCAUCUGUCAAAAAAAAAAAGAUCUGGAAUUGCCUCUUUGUCUUUAGUGUUUGUCUGUGUGUUUAAAUAUGCUUGUGUCGAACCACUUACUGUACUGUAUGUGGGAGGAAUAGAUUGUGUGCACGGCUGUGUAUUAUGAGCUUUGCUUCCACUCCUUUCCAACACUGCCGCUUCAGAUAAAGUGAGGGAACAACUAUUUGCU
Messenger RNA from Anoplopoma fimbria (sablefish), 5307 nucleotides. RefSeq names its product zinc finger FYVE domain-containing protein 1-like. Bases 926 to 3286 code for a protein of 786 amino acids. The record is from RefSeq and is a predicted model, not a curated record. Lineage: Eukaryota; Metazoa; Chordata; Actinopteri; Perciformes; Anoplopomatidae. The transcript is spliced from 11 exons. Gene Ontology annotation, molecular function: zinc ion binding.